AUGCCGGCUACGUACCCAAUCCAAGGAAUACCCGUUCCUGCCGGGUACACGUCUCCUCCCCUGAGACUCGAAAUCAACGAACUUGCGGACAGUACCGACGCAAAGCUUACAAAGCAAUUCUCCCUCUUUGUUCGCGCCCUUCGGGUGUUCGAAGAGAAGGCUGUUGACGAUCCUCUUGGGUACUAUCAGAUUGCCGGUAUCCAUAGUGAGCCCCGAGUUCCCUGGGAUGGCGAGUCACCAGCCCCAGGAAAGGAAUUCUGUGCUCAUGAUCAGGUCACGUUCCCUACGUGGCACCGCCCAUACAUGCUGCUGUUUGAGCAAAGGCUAUGGGAGAUCAUGAAGAAGGAGGUUCUGCAGAAGAUGGAUUUCUCCAAGUCGGCUAAUGCCAAAGACAAGUGGAUCGAGGCUGCUGAUAGCUGGCGACUUCCAUACUGGGAUUGGGCUCUCAGGCAACCAUAUUCCGACGAGGCAGGCUUGCCGUGGGUCUUUACAGAUGAACAGCUUUGUAUCGAAGCUCCUGGUGGUCGUCAGGAGAAUGUCCCCAAUCCCUUGUGGCUUUUCUUGAACCCCAUGAAGGAUGGUAGUGGUACACCCGUGGCCUUUGGGGACCCAAAAAUGGGCAAUAAUGCCUGGAAGCUGAGCGCUGAUUCCAUUCCUUGGGAUUUGAGCAGCGGUAUUAGCCGCUACGGCAUGGUGAUGGAUGCUGGAGGAAAAUGGUCAGGGCUCCAAGGAGUCAACAACUGGGAAGCAGUAAAUGACAACAUGGCUGAUCCUUACUGGUACUCGAUUGCCGGUGGCCAAUUCCGCGAGGCAGUCAGUCGAAUGUUCAGCCCAGGUUAUCUACAGACAUGGAGCGACUUUGCCACGGUUCGCAAGGACGUCGAUAAGAAAGUCCGCUUCUUGUCCCUAGAGUAUAUCCACAACAACGUUCAUAAUGACUCUGGAGGUUUUAUUCCCCAGAAUGGCGUCGGACAUCACUCGGAUGUGCCCGUAGCAGCCUUCGAUCCUCUGUUCUGGAUGCAUCAUUGCAAUAUUGAUCGUUUAUUGGCCAUUUGGCAGAAGCUGAAUCCCAAACUCUGGUUCGAUCACCCAGAGCCUGGUGAUAACAAGCCCACUGAUCCUCUUUUGCCCUUCCACAAGGACACCUCUGGUGGUCUCCAUACGAGCGACUCAGUGAGGGACCACACUGCUCUCGGCUAUGAUUACGCCGAAUGCGUUCCAAAGAAACAGGCCAGAAAUACCAAUGGGAGUCUGAACCAGGAAGAGUACGCCAAGCAGAUCCGCGCUUCCAUCAUGAAGUUGUAUCCGAGUACCGCAUCGAUUGCCAUUGACAAUAUCCAACUUCCCGGACUUGCAAAGACCGAAGACCAGAAGACUUUCCAUGACUAUGUCAUCAACAUCAUCUAUGACCGAUAUGCCCUCGGUGGCACCAGCUAUGCCAUCAAUUUCUACCUGGGUGAAGGUGUAGGAAUUGACACUCGAUCGGCCAAUCGAGAGAAUCUUUGUGGCAAGGUCUAUACCUUUUCCAACGAUCCGCGUCGAUGCACAAGCUGUUCCCAGAACAGCAGCAGCGGCAAGCUGAGCACGGCCCAGAUCAUUCUGACAUCCACAUUGGGCCAGCGUUUCAAGCGCGACAUCAUGUACAUGAUCCGCAGGAGUGCGCCCCGAGGCGCCGACGGCACCAUGCUUGGUUUAGGUCCCGAAGAAGUAGAGCACUACCUCAAGAAGAACUUGCGAUGGGAGUACGUUGAUGCGAGGGGACAGGUUCGUCCUGCUACGGACUUUCCUAGAACCAAGGUUGUUGUGCUUCAAGGACAAGGCAAUAUUCCUACGGGCCGCAGCGGUGAAAUGAGCUCAUAUGAUGGAUACAAGCCAAUAAUCGGUGCCACUUCAGGCAAGGCAGGCGGCGUUGGCGAGAACGAUCCCGAGUAUGGAAGAAACGCGUCAUUCUAA
Messenger RNA from Pestalotiopsis fici W106-1, 1953 nucleotides. RefSeq lists its product as uncharacterized. NCBI's taxonomy places the organism in Eukaryota, Fungi, Ascomycota, Sordariomycetes, Amphisphaeriales, Sporocadaceae. The transcript has 6 exons. The coding region runs from base 1 to 1953 and encodes 650 amino acids. Gene Ontology annotation, molecular function: oxidoreductase activity. The record is from RefSeq and is a predicted model, not a curated record.